AUGAAAUUGUACUGUUUGAGCAGCGACGCAGCGAAACCAUGUUUCGUGUUGUCUUUCAAGGAGCUGCUAAUAAUGUUGGACUGUGGGCUGUCGGCGCACUCAGUACUUAACUUCCUACCUCUGCCGCCGGUGCCGAGCACGCGUCUGGCAUCUCUUCCCACUUACACUCCACCUCAUAUAAAUGAUCCUUUACUUGAAGGGGAAUUGAAGGAGUGCUGUGGACGUGUGUUUGUGGACAGCGUGCCAGAAUUCUGCCCCCCCUUGGACAAGGUGGUGGAUUUCUCUCAAUUAGAUGUCAUUCUAAUCUCUAACUACACAUGCAUGAUGGCCCUGCCAUUCAUCACAGAGGAGACGGGAUUCAAAGGACAAGUGUAUGCCACUGAGCCCACUCUGCAGAUUGGAAGGUUCUACUUAGAAGAGCUGUCAGAGUGGCUGAGCGAGGGCGGCGCUACGGGCGAGGGCGGACCUGGGGCUCGGCGCUGGAAGGAGCUGGUACACCUGCUGCCGCCGCCGCUGGCGCAGGCGGUCCGGCCUCGCGCCUGGCGCCGACUGUUUUCGGCGGCGGCGCUGGCGCGCUCAUUGGCUCGCGUUCGCGUGGUCGGUUACGACGAGCGCGUCGACCUAUACGGCGCGCUCGACGCGACCGCCGUCUCCUCCGGCUUCUGCCUCGGCUCGGCCAAUUGGGUGCUGCGCUCGGCACACGAGAAGGUCGCCUACGUGAGUGGUUCGAGUACGCUCACGACGCAUCCGCGCCCAAUUAACCAGGCGGCGCUGCGCGGCGCAGACCUGCUCGUGCUGGCGGCGCUCACGCAGACGCCCGCGCACAACCCGGACCACAUGCUCGGCGACCUGUGCGUGCACGCCGCGCUCACGCUCCGCUCCGGCGGCUCCGUGCUCCUGCCCGUGUACCCGAGUGGCGUGCUCUACGACCUGCUAGAGUGCCUGUCGGCGCACCUCGAGGGCGCCGGGCUCGGCGGCGUGCCGCUCUACGUGAUCUCGCCGGUGGCCGACGCGUCACUGGCCUACAGCAACAUCCUGGCCGAGUGGGUGUCGGGUGGCAAGCAGGCGCGCGUUGCUUUGCCCGAAGAGCCCUUCCCUCACGCGGCGCUCGCUCGCGCCGGCCGCCUGCGCCACGCCAAGGCGCUCCAUCACCUCCCCGACUUCCGCCAGCCCUGCGUCGUCUUCGCCGGACACCCCAGCCUGCGUUUCGGCGCCGCCGUGCACCUGCUCGAGCUGUGGGCGUCGAACCCGGCGCACGCCGUCAUCUUCACCGAGCCGGACUUUCCGUACGUCGAAGCGCUGGCGCCGUUCCAGCCACUCGCCAUGAAGGCGUUCCACUGCCCGAUCGACACGUCGCUGAACUACUCGCAGGCGAACAAGUUGGUCCGCGAGCUGCGGCCGCGCGAGCUCGCGCUGCCCGAGCAGUACGCGGCGGGCGGCGGGGCCGGGCGGCCGCACGUCGGCGCCGAUGUGCCGACGGUCGUCGUGAAGCGCGGCGCGGCCAAGGCCGCUACGGUCCGGAGGCGGGCCGCGCGCGGUACGCUCUGCGGCACACUGGCGGCGCGGGCGGUUCCGCGCGAGGUGGCCGGCGGCUCGGGUGGGCUGCGGGCGGCACCGCUGGCGGCCGAACUGAGGGUGCGCGACGCGCGAGUGGAGCUGGUAGCCCCUCCCGCGCCGGCCCGAGCGGCCCCUCUGCACUGGAGCAGCCCGGACGUGGAGGCGCUGGUGCGGGCGCUGGCUCGCGAGGGGGGUGGGCCUCACGCCACGCACGUCUUCUGCGAGGGUCGUCCGGACGUGCGCCAAGCGCUACGCCGCGCGCUCGCCGCCUGCCUGCCGCACGUGUAG
Messenger RNA from Pieris macdunnoughi, 1845 nucleotides. Lineage: Eukaryota; Metazoa; Arthropoda; Insecta; Lepidoptera; Pieridae. The record is from the annotation of a GenBank genome assembly.